Molecule: messenger RNA, 3351 nt
Organism: Linderina pennispora
Lineage: Eukaryota; Fungi; Kickxellomycota; Kickxellomycetes; Kickxellales; Kickxellaceae
Product: cytochrome P450
Exons: 10
Cellular component (GO): cytosol
Molecular function (GO): monooxygenase activity; FMN binding; heme binding
Source: RefSeq, a predicted model, not a curated record
AGUCCAGUCAAUUAUUCAUCCGCUACAUCGCUACAUCGCUACAUACCUACUUCGACUAUACACAGCCUCCAUCAGCCAGCCAUGCUUUCCAACAGUAAAUGCCCUAUGGCAUCUGUCAACGCCUCGUCAUGCCCUGCGGCCGUCUCCAGCGCCUCCGCAGAUCCCAAUACUAGCCUGCAGACCUGUGGGAAGGUGCCCGAGACGGAUGGCUUCAUCGUCUCCACCACCCUCGCCGAUGCCGAUCUGUCCAACUUCCGCCAGUCAAUCGCGAAAGCGCAGCCCCGGUGCAUUGAUUCGUUCCUGAGGCAAUCCAACUUCGAGGAUAUCAAUGGCAAGGUUAUUGAGAGCAUCGGUCAUCUAUCUACCUGCAAGGUCGCAUUCUUGACGAGGUCAAUUGCUAUCCGAGAGGCACCCUUGAUAUCCGGAUACCCGCUUGUUGGUACCGCGCCUCAAUUUAUGCGCAACAUCCUUGAGGCGAUGGACAGCAUGCACGAUUCUCAUGGCGACACCGUUCAGUUCCACCUGUUCAGCCAGAAGAUGUAUAUGUCCUGCGACCCAGCUGUAGCAAGGGCGACUAUGUAUGAGAGCGAGUACUUUUUCAAGCGUGCUGAGGAGCAGCCGGGCUAUUCACAACGACUGCAGUCUGAUCCUGCGUGGCAGCUUGCACACCAACUUCUCCUGCCAGCCUUCUCUGCCAGCGCUAUGAAACUAUACAGCAAGGAUAUGCUCACAAUAGCCGAAGACGCAUCCAGCUGGCUCAGCUCCCGACUGAACGAGCCAUUCACUGUUGUUGACUUUACUACCAACAUGACGUUCCAGACGAUUGGCAGUGUCGGCUUCGGAUACGACUUCCAUCUGCUCGAUCCGACACACACAGAAAAGCACCCGUUCUUGCACGCAAUGGGAUUCUGUCUGGAUGAAAUCUCGAAGCGCGCCUUUUUGACAUCGUACUGGAAGAAGCUGCCAACACCCGGCUAUUACGAGUACAAGAAGCAGAUGCAGGUGAUGCGCAGUAUUGUUCAAGAGGUUAUUGACGAGCGCCGGGCAUCGGCUGAUGCAACCAACAUGAAGAAGGAUCUGCUCGGCUUCAUGCUCAAUGCGCGUGCUCCUGAUGAGGACGGCAACCUUGUCGGACUCGACGACGCCAACAUCUUCGACCAAAUCAUCACGCUGGGCAUUGCUGGCAGUGAGACAAGUGCUGUGACGCUAUCGUGGGUGCUAUAUCUGCUCCCGAUCAGUGUCAAGGAGGCGAACUCGCUCAAGUACCUGACGCAAGUCAUCAAGGAAACCUUGCGCCUGUAUCCACCUGUCCCGUCGAUCGACAAGUACUGUGCCAAGGAUUGCGUUGUUCCAGGCGGCUUCCAAGUCAAACGCGGCCAGGUGUUUACCAUCAACAUGUGGACCCACAUCGCUUCAACCCUGACCGCUUUUUCAGACGAGAACAUUAAGUCGAUCCCCGAUGGCGCCUGGUUGCCAUUCUCGGCAGGUCAGCGCAGCUGCAUCGGAUUCCAACUUGCCAUGAUCGAGAUGCGCAUUAUCCUGGCUCGUCUGCUCUCCAACUAUGAGUUCCGCUGUGUCGAUGACAAGGAAGUCAUUCGUGACCCGAAAGGAUUUUCGAUGAGGCCUCGAGACCUGUCCAUGACUGUAUGUGAGCGCACCAACUUCCCGGAUCCUGGCGCCGAGACCUUCAGUUCGGAUUCCACGCAUGCCACAGCAGCGGUCGCUAGCGUCAGCAAGAUCAGUGUUCCUCUGCCGCGGGUUUCAAUCCUGUUUGGGUCCAACAUGGGUGUGAGCGAGGAAUACGCUGCACAAUUAAGCGAGCAGGUUGUGCGCAUGGGCUUUGAGGACACAUCUGUCCAGGCGCUCGACGACUGGGAUAUCUUAUCAGCCAAGGCCGCUGAUGGUAAGCGCACCCUGGCCAUCGUGAUCACGAGCACUUACAACGGCUUGCCGCCCGAUAACGCAACCCAGUUCGCCAAGUCGCUCGAUGGAACAAGCCAGGCUGAUCUACUGCACGGUGUCGACUAUGUCGUGUUUGGAUGUGGCAACUCACUCUGGCGUACAUACCAGAAGUUCCCGCGCCAUAUCCACAAGCGUCUUGGUAUGCUUGGUGCGACUCCUCUGAGCGAAUUCCAGUUUGGCGACUCUAAUGACGAUCUGGACGAGGACUUCUUGCAGUGGUCUCUGCGUAUCUGUGCACUUGUCACUGACCACUACGGCUCGGGCACCGAAGGGCUCGUCGAGGUAGUUUCAGCUCCAAAGUCGCUGCCAUUCAACAUCAGCCUAGUCGGUAGCACUGCGGCUCCGUUCAGAAUCGCUUCUGAGAAUGCUAGCAUCAAAAUUAACCAAGAGCUGCAAGAUGUCAGCAAGAGCGGCCGCAGUACUCGCCACAUCGAGAUUGUGUUGGAUCAGUCCUCGGGUAUUCAGUAUCAGACCGGUGACCAUCUCAACGUGUACCCAGCCAACAAGCCUGCAAGCGUACUCCAAAUCGAGCAGGUUUCAAAUGCUUCCCGUUUCAGUCGUUCGGCUGCCGCUGCUAUCCAAGGAGCAACAUGCUCGGUCUCUGACACACUUCAGUACCUGUGUGACUGGAAGGAGGCGCCCUCGCGCGAGCUGGUUGUUGCGCUGGCCGAGGUUGCUGGCGACGAUGCUGCGUACAAUGUCCUGCGCAAGGCGGCUGACGAUGUCAAUACGCUGGGAAAGCAGUCGCCUGGCUGGUGCGAGUUCAUUUCGCAGACUCGCACAGUCCUAGAUAUGCUUCGUCAUUAUGCCCCCCUUGUGCGACAGGUUCCGUUCGGGUCGAUUCUACACUUUGUGUCGGCCAUGGACUCCUCUCGCUCGUAUGGCGGUCUGGCAACUGAGCACCUUGCAUCACUGGAGUCUGGCUCUCGUCUUUCGCCUUUCCACCUGCCAUCCUCAUCUGCUAUCCCAGUCCUGUUCAUCGGUGCUGGCACUGGAGUCGCGCCGUUCCGCGGCUUCCUGCAAGAGAUGAAGCAAGCAGGUUACUGGCGAUGCCACAGCUGUACUUUGGCUGCCGCAGCCCAGAGUACGACUACCUCUACAAGGACGAGCUUCGAGCAAUAUAUCCAGAGCGGCACACUGGCCAAGCUACAGCCUGCGUUUUCGCGUGUUGGUAGUGAGCGCAAGUAUGUGCAGCACCACAUUUCUGCCGAUGGUGCCAAGAUCUGGGAUCCUGCUGGACAGUCCAGAAAGCACAGCAAGCUAGCCAAGGACGUUGUCAGCACCAUGCUUGACAUAUUCCAGACCCACGGCCGGCUCUCUUCCGACGAUGCGAGCAAGUAUCUUGCUGACCUGGUCGCAGCCGGUCGGUACGUGGAGGACGUGUGGUGA